Nanorana parkeri is the source of this 1723-nucleotide messenger RNA. RefSeq names its product RAB1A, member RAS oncogene family (gene RAB1A). Lineage: Eukaryota; Metazoa; Chordata; Amphibia; Anura; Dicroglossidae. Gene Ontology annotation, molecular function: GTP binding; GTPase activity. The transcript has 6 exons. The record is from RefSeq and is a predicted model, not a curated record. Bases 341 to 958 code for a protein of 205 amino acids.
CCAGGGUGCAGUGCGGGGCCGGCCUCCUGUCGCCAGUGCGAAGCCUUCCUGAGUUGGAGGAUUCACUAUUUCCUGGUUUGGGCCGGCAGCCAUUUUGGGGUUACAGAGAGCUCGGGCUUGCGGCGGCUGUGCUGGUAUUUGGGGGGUAGUUCCUGGGCCGCUUGGGGGGACAAUUGGUUCUUAUUCCUAUAGAAUAGAUUCGUGCCUGUGACCUUCUGUGGAGGUUCGGUUUUGUACCUUUAGUUUUAAUUUGUCCCCUGGAGCCGGGUUUGCUUGGCGAGGCGGCGGGUGUCCGGUUUUCGGUGUGUGAUUCUGCAGAAGCGGCGGGGAGAGCAGUGACAUGUCCAGCAUGAAUCCUGAGUAUGACUAUUUAUUCAAAUUGCUUCUGAUUGGAGACUCUGGUGUGGGGAAAUCUUGCCUUUUGCUUAGGUUUGCAGAUGACACAUACACAGAAAGUUACAUCAGUACAAUUGGAGUGGACUUUAAAAUCAGGACAAUAGAAUUAGAUGGAAAAACAAUUAAACUUCAGAUAUGGGAUACAGCCGGCCAGGAAAGGUUCCGAACCAUCACUUCCAGUUACUACAGAGGCGCUCAUGGCAUCAUCGUUGUUUAUGACGUUACAGAUCAGGAAUCCUUCAACAAUGUAAAGCAGUGGCUUCAGGAGAUAGAUCGUUACGCCAGUGAAAAUGUUAACAAGUUGUUGGUAGGGAACAAAUGUGACCUGACUACAAAGAAGGUAGUGGACUACACAACAGCGAAGGAAUUUGCAGAUUCCCUGGGAAUUCCAUUUUUGGAAACAAGUGCAAAGAACGCGACGAACGUAGAGCAGGCCUUCAUGACAAUGGCUGCCGAGAUCAAAAAACGAAUGGGUCCUGGAGCUACAACUGGCGGCGCAGAGAAGUCCAACGUCAAAAUCCAGAGCACUCCAGUCAAGCAGUCCGGCGGAGGUUGCUGUUAAGACGGCCUGCCCCCUAAAUCGCCCCAUUCCCUCCUCACAGCAGUGAAAUCUCAAUCUGAACCUAAGUGACAAAACAAAAAUUGCCUGAAUUGUACUGUAUGUAGCCGCACUACAACAGAAUCUUACCGUCUCCCCAAAGGUCAGCGAUUGUAAACGCUCAAUACUGACUUUUUUUAUGCCCUUGACUCAAGACAGCUAACUUCAUUUUCAGAACUGUUUAAAACCUUCACCCCCCCCCUUUCCCUCAUGUGUACUGGUUUCUCAAUACUGUGUGUAACCCUCGUUGCUUUACUAAUACCAGAAGCCCCCUUCCUUGUGGUUGGUUAAAUGACCCCCCCUUCCCCCCCUCCCCCUUUUUUUUUUUUUAUGUUUCAAUUGGCAUGUUUAGGAUUCGGGUUUAGUCUUCUGAAGAUGAAGUUCAGCCAUUUUGUAUCAAACAGCACAACAGUGUCUGUUGGUUUCCAUGCAUCAAUAAAGUUUAGUGAGAUGUUAUAUGUAAGAUCUGAUUUUGCUAGUUUUUUUCUUGUAGAGUUCUAAAUGGAAAGAUUCCACUUCUCUGAUUGGCCUCAUUGGUUGGCGGAAGAGCCUGCAGCACAUUGUGCCUCAGCGCGCCGCAGGCCCUUUCAGCAACAGAAGCGAGACUAGUUUCUUCAUACUCUGCAUAUAAUUUUGUGGCUGCAGAACAUUGUGAUUUGUUGCACAACAUGUAACAAAUAACUGAAGAAAUGUUUAAUAAAUAUUGUACGUAUUGGAAGUAAUAUCAAA